Naegleria lovaniensis is the source of this 2022-nucleotide messenger RNA. RefSeq lists its product as uncharacterized. The transcript has a single exon. The record is from RefSeq and is a predicted model, not a curated record. Bases 1 to 2022 code for a protein of 673 amino acids. Lineage: Eukaryota; Heterolobosea; Eutetramitea; Acrasida; Naegleriidae. Gene Ontology annotation, molecular function: protein binding.
AUGGAAAUAACAAUAGUGAUGGGAAGAAUGAUGAAAUCAAGGGUUGGGUCUUGGAUCAAGUCGACUUGUCGUUCUGAAAAUUUUAAUAACCAACACUGCCGUGCUUUUUCUUCCAAGAUAACAACUUCGGAGCAAACUGUUUCAUCAUCAAAAUCACCUGCAACAUCAUUGGACAGUGAAAAGGAGUAUUCAAAGAUCGGAAAUUCUAAUGACAACAACAAGGGAGGAGCUCGUUCCGUAAACAUCAUUGAAAAAUUAUUAACAUCCCAAAAUCAACAAGAACUUAACAAUAAUUUAUUAACGAUAUGUAAUCAAAGUGAUAUUACAGAAGAAAGAUUGACUGCUGUACUAUAUCAGAAUAAUAUUAUUCAAAAAUUUGGGCCAUCCUCUCUGUUGAUUUUAAUGCAAUUUUAUGCGAAAAAAGGAAAUGCUCCGAAAGUGAAAGAAUUGUUUCAACUCAUUGCAAAUCCUGAUGAUGACAUGAAAAAGUCAUUGGUUCAUUUAUUGGCAUUGGCAGGAAGCUCUUUGAAAUCCAAAUCUACCACUCAAGGCUCUCUUAAUCCGAAAACAGCAACCAAUCUCAUGAAAUCAAUUCCCUCUAAUUUACAAAUUGCACACAAGAGAAGCAUUUCAGAGCUUAAAGAAGUAGAGGACGCUCUAAAAAAGAAGAAGGAUUGUGUGUCAUAUACUCACAGUGUUGUGAUUGAUGCUAUGGCUCUCAGAGGAAGCAUGACUCAAGCAGAAAAGUAUUUUCAAGAUAUUCAACAUGUUAACACUGAGGUUCUUAAUUCCAUGAUGGAUGGCUGGAUUCGAAUGCUGAAAACAUCAGAUACGCAAGAUGGUGCUCAGCUACGCCUGGUCAAGGAAAGAGUACAAUAUUAUUUCAACUUGUUCGAUAUCUACAAAGUUAAUAGAGACUCCAGGACAUAUGUAUAUUUAUUGAAAUGUCAGUUUUUGGAGCUUCAAGUUGAAGGCAAAGCCGAAACGAUGAACUCGAUCCAUGAAAGUAUUGAAAGAAUGGUUAAAACGGACCGUAUCGUUCCAGAUUCAUAUUUCAUUUCUACAUUUAUUGCAAGGUUGUCUACCAUUCCUGCAAAAGCAAAGAUCAAGAAAUUGUAUUACAUUUACAAAAAUUUUCUAGGCAAAGCUACACAAAGUGACACCUCUAAAUUGUCACUGUUACAAAUUUUAGCUGGUGCAAAGUGUAUUCCAGAAGCCUUAUCUCUAUUUGAACAAGUCAAAAACAAUUCUUCCUCUCCACAAAGAACCCAAUACUACGAUACAAUGAUCACCAUGUUUAUAGAGAGUAGUGAUUUUGAACCUGCCUUUGUUCUCUUUGAAGAAAUGGUGCGAAAGAAAAUACCACGAUCAGAAAAUACCUACCUCUCAUUAAUUUCACAUUUCAGCAAGCUCUCUGACCAUAAAACAGUAACCAAAUUUUACGAUGCAAUGGUCAAGGAGGGUAUAAAACCCAACGAAGAAAUUUUGGGUCAUGUCAUUACAAGUCUCAUGUACACCAAAAGUAAGGAAGAGGCUCUCAAGAUUGUCCAACUCGCAGAGCAAGAGAACAAAAUUACAUCCAGUAAUUGUACUUCAUUCAUUAGAGCAUACGGAUAUCUUGGUGCACUCGAGAGAGCAGAGAGCGUAUUUAAAAUGUUCAAAGAUACCAAACAAUUGAGAGUCUACAAUGAAAUGCUUUAUACCUAUGUUUGGCUAUUGUGUGUGGAAGAUGCCAUCACUCUCUAUUUAAACUUUCCAAUGAAGGGAGACAUUUUUACCUAUGAAACCUUAAUAGAGGCAUUGGGUAUGGUUCGCGAAUAUGAUGCCAUUCUGGACACACACCAAAUCAUGCUUCAGCUUAACAUUAUUCCAUCAUACAAGUAUUACGAUCAAUUGAUAUCCAUAUUAACCAAAGAGACUCCGAGUGAAAGCGUCAAGCAAUUUCUUGGCACACUUCCCACUGAAAUGUCACGUUUCAAAAUUGAAAAUGUCGAACAACUCAUAUUGAAAAUUCUCUUCUAA